Molecule: messenger RNA, 2200 nt
Organism: Harmonia axyridis
Lineage: Eukaryota; Metazoa; Arthropoda; Insecta; Coleoptera; Coccinellidae
Product: nuclear RNA export factor 1-like
Biological process (GO): poly(A)+ mRNA export from nucleus
Cellular component (GO): cytoplasm; nucleus
Molecular function (GO): protein binding; RNA binding
Source: RefSeq, a predicted model, not a curated record
CUUUUAUCACAGAUUACUAGCACAGAUUACUAGUCUGUGUUACUAGUCAGUGCUUUUAUUUUCUAAGGUUAUGCUAGCGUUUAUUUGGUUGUCUGAUCUCGUGCUUGAUUCGAAAGUAAUAAAGUUUAAUUUUACACAGAGUUAAUGUGUAUAGGAAUCUUAUAGUGAAUUAUCAUUAAACAAUAAUUGCGACUUCUGCAUUCUAAAACGAACUAUUAAAAUAUGUCAAAAAAAAAUUUAAUAAAACCUUCGUCGUGGAAAAACCAAUAUAGUGAGCAUGAUUAUCGUUCUUCUGGAGGAGAGAGGCGAGUUAGUUUCAAAAAAUCAAAGAAUAAGAAAAACAAAGGAAACGUGAAAGAUUGGAGCACUUCAAUUAGAGCUCACUUGUACGAUGAAGAUAUUGACGUUGAUAUGGGCACUAGUAGGCCAAGCAAAUCGAAUAACAAAUAUCAUAAAAAGGGAAAUAGAUCAGGAUCACCUACACCUAAACAUUCUAAGAAAAGAUUAUGGGAAGGACCUACUAGUUGGUAUCGAGUAACUCUGCCGUUUGGUAACAAGUAUGAUAAACAGUUUGUACAACGAACACUAUCGGAAAAACUUAGCCCUCUUCCAUUUUGGCCUAUUGCUUGGGAAGCUAAUGGAAAUAUUACGACAUUCUAUGUAGAUGAUUAUAAAACAGCAGAAAAGCUUCAUGACCUACACCAAACCAUUCAGAUGCCUGAUGGAUUUAAGAUGGUUAUAAAAGUAAAUUAUGGUUCACCAAAUGUGGAUAUCACUACAGAAUUGAAGGAAAAAAUGAAGCUUGCAAUGGCUAAAAGAUAUAAUGCAGCAAAUAAAGCUCUUGAUUUAACAAAAUUCCAUAGUGACCCUAUCUUACAAGAUUUUUUUUGUGCUCUAUAUAAACCAAUAAUACUUUUAGCUGUUAUUGAUAUAAUAACAGAAAAUAUACCAGAUUUAGAAGCACUUAACUUGAAUGAUAAUAAAAUUCAAAUAUUAACAUUCCUGCAGAAGUUCAUAGCUAAAUUGAAUAAAGUUAAAAUAUUGUAUCUAGGACAAAAUAAGAUAAAGGAUAUUGCAAUGUUAGAUUCCUUGAAAGGACUUCCUUUAGUCGAACUCUUUUUAGAGGGCAACCCAUUAUGUGGUAAAUUCAAAGAUAAAUCUAUUUAUACAAGUGAAGUCAGAUCCAGGUUUCCCAAGAUAAUGAAAUUGGACGGUUUGGACCUACCUCCGCCAAUAUGUUUUGACCUAGCCGAUGAAGUAGCUCUACCUACUCCUGCUCAGACGUUUCUUUGUGAAGCUAAUGCCGGAUCCAUCAUACGGCAAUUUCUUGAGCAGUAUUUCACAUUAUUCGACAGUGAAAAUCGACAAAUGUUGAUACAGGCAUAUCAGGAACAGGCUAUUCUUUCAAUGACUAUGGCAUAUCCUUAUGGUACCAAAGAUAAGUCUGUAAAUUGGCUGAAUUGGUACAGCACCGACAACAGGAACCUUCUCAAGUUGACAGACCCAGAAAGAAGAUUCAAGCUCUUGAAACAAGGAAAUGUUUCUAUAGUGUCUUUUCUGAAAGAUAUGCCAGAGACUAAGCACGAUUUGAUGAAUUUUCUAGUGGAUUUAACAGUGUGCAAUUCUAUGAUGAUGAGCUUCAACGUAUCGGGAUCUUUUACAGAGUUGAAAGGAGGUCACAAAAAUCCACCUGUAAGAUGGUUCUCCAGAACAUUUGUAAUUGUUCCAGUUGGUACGGGAUUUUGUAUCAGUAAUGAAUUACUUCAUAUAACCAAUGCUACUGAAGAACAGAUUAAGGCAUUAAAAUCAGCGCCCCCAGUUCCUGCUGCAGUACCUGCCCCCGUUGUGAAUGCCUCACCAUCUGUAGUGGCAUCUCCUACGAUAGGAGUUCCUCCACCAGCAGUUACUUCUCCUUUGGUACCUGUGGCUAAUUGCAUUGAUGACGGUACCAAACAGCAAAUGUUACAAGCUGUAAUAGUGCAUUCGGAGAUGAACUUGGAAUGGUCUAUUGAAUGUUUACAAGAAACAGAAUGGAAUUUUGAUGAAGCCACAGCAUGUUUCAAUGAAUUCCAUAGUCAGGGUAGAGUACCGCCAGAGGCAUUUGUGAAGAACUGAUAUAUUUAGAUUAUGUAAAAUAUUAUGUGUGAAUAAUUAUUUCAUUUAAGAAGUGUAUACAUUAAAAUUAAAUUUUAUACAUAUA